Molecule: messenger RNA, 2004 nt
Organism: Talaromyces rugulosus
Lineage: Eukaryota; Fungi; Ascomycota; Eurotiomycetes; Eurotiales; Trichocomaceae
Exons: 1
Coding region: 1-2004 (667 amino acids)
Biological process (GO): DNA-templated transcription
Cellular component (GO): nucleus
Molecular function (GO): zinc ion binding; DNA-binding transcription factor activity, RNA polymerase II-specific; DNA binding
Source: RefSeq, a predicted model, not a curated record
AUGAGAGCAUGUGAUAUCUGCCGCAAGAAAAAACAGAGAUGCGUCACCCUACAUGGGUCCUCUAGCUGUCUGACCUGCCAAGCUGCCGGCUUGUCAUCCUGCACCUUCUUGCAGCCUCCCCCGCCUAAACGACGAGCUACUGCAGCGAAUACUAAAGAAUUCGCCCCCAGAAAUGCACGCGGGAGAGGGCCCUCUGAGGAGCUGCUGUCGAACUCGCCUUCUCAAUUGAUACUAGACCCAGAUCUGGACUACCCCAGAGAAUCCAUCUUGACCAAGACGUUGGGUCUCGAAAAAAGCCGCUUCUCAGAGCUCCUUGGACCCGGCGGUGAACAUGACUGUCAGUUGCUGCAGUCUUUCCAUGGUAGUGACCCAGUGUCGUCGCGAGAUGGCGACAAUACGGCAAUAUCCGGCGGCUUAGUAGGCGCCACGACGACGCGAAAGGUGCAUGACAAUGUCUUCUUCCAGAUGACUCCCGAUGUUGAGGUCUCCCAAAACCUGCGCAAAGAAGACAGCUGGGACGAAGUCUACGUUGAAGAUGUGGAGUCCCUUGUAAAUCCACAUGGCCCCAUGUUGAUCAGUCUAUAUUUUCGCAUUGUGCACCCGUCGUUUCCCAUUCUGCACAAAAACGUCUUUCUAGAAAAAUAUAAUCGAACAUAUAGGGAGAUCAGCGCACAUCUCCUAGCUGCUGUUUAUGCGCUGGCUGUUUGUUGGUGGUCAUACGAUCCGGAUCUUUUGCUGCACGAAAAGAUCAAUGAAGCCGCCUUGGUACGCAUUGCACACCACGCUGUGCAGGAUGCCAUGCAUAGGCCUCGCCUUAAUACUAUACAGGCAGGUUUGUUACUAUUGCAACGCCAUCGUAGCCCACUAUUUACCGAUAAUUCGUGGAUGUGGUCUUUUACUUCGUCGCUACUGGGGCUCGGCCAGCAUCUCGGACUCCAUUUAGAUUGCUCAGCCUGGGAUAUCCCAGAGUGGGAGAAAGGUCUCCGGAAGCGACUCGCUUGGGCGCUAUUCAUUCAAGAUUCAUUCUCAGCAUUGGUUCUAGGCCGGCCUUGUACCAUUUCGGAAGCAUCUGAUUGGAUUGUGCAGCCACUGCAAACAACCGACUUCUCUGAAGGUGCUGAUGAUGAGGAAUAUAGCGAACAUAUUGGAAGUGUCAGCAUUGAAAAUGGAAGGACUUUAUUCAUUGAGCUUGUGAAUUUGAGUCGUAUUACAGCUUGCAUGCUCCGCAAGCUCUAUUCUGUGAGGUCAUUAGCGGAAGUAGUUCAGCCGCAGGAAGUGCUUGCCAUUACUAAGUCACUGGGGACAGAUCUUGCCCAAAUGCUCAGAGGCCUCCCUGAAGAGUUGGGCUUGGAAAAUAUACAAUCUGGGAAGCUAUGUGUCAACGGGUUCUUCCAUCUCGCACUGCAUGCUACUACUGCAGCACUACAUCGACGGUUGCUGUGGUCUAUGCAACAGUCAAGUGCUGAACUAGACCCCCAAUUUGUUCAAUUCAUUCGUAGGAUGCUUCGAACACGAGCACGUAGCCUAGUUCAAUUUCUUUCUCAUCUACGCCCAGAACACAUGGAAGCUUUCUGGUUUUUUGCUGCUGGUGGAUGUGCGACCAUCCUCGGUGGGUUUCUCGGCCUUCUUCGGACAACCAGUGUCACGAUAGAGGAAUCAGAGGAGCUUCAAAGCUUGAUGAAAGAAUUCGAGUGGCAACUUCGAAUGAAAGCAAAAAUGAGUGACUGGGUAUCUUAUACACUUACCAGGCUUCGAGCACUGGGAUGGGAUGGUUGGAAAAAUUCCAAGAUCUCCGUUCCGGAAUAUGAUCGCAGAAAGUCCGACAGUGUUAAUGACCAAACGAAUAAUUCUCUUCCCAUUGAGACAGAUGAAACCAUAAACUUCUCACCGUUUAACCAGCAAAUUUUCACUACUGCUGUUGAUCUUGACAGUAUGAUGUGGACAUUUCCAGAUUUGAGUACCCCAGGUGCUGAAUUUCCUGCAAUUGAUAGACUAACUGAGUAA